Messenger RNA from Phycodurus eques (leafy seadragon), 2355 nucleotides. RefSeq names its product acetylcholinesterase collagenic tail peptide. The transcript has 17 exons. The record is from RefSeq and is a predicted model, not a curated record. Lineage: Eukaryota; Metazoa; Chordata; Actinopteri; Syngnathiformes; Syngnathidae. The coding region runs from base 214 to 1659 and encodes 481 amino acids. Gene Ontology annotation, molecular function: heparin binding.
AACCAUUGGGAUUGAGCUGCGCCUUGCGCCACUCAGUGUCCUCUUGGAAACAUCAUUCCUAGAAGAGAAGUUUGUUUUUUUUCCUGCAACGACGUUAUGCAAGAAGAUCGCCGUUCACUGGAUCGAGAAUAUUUACUUUGAUAGGCAUCUCUUUUCGGUGGAAAAGCCAGCGUGGCUACAGUUUGCAGUGGACGGGUAGAAUCCACACUAGAGAUGGAUUUGGUGACAUUUGCAGUGUCUUUCCACAUUCUUGUGAGUCCUGGGUGGGCUACGUCCCAUCACUCCUUCAUGGACAGAUCCUUCACAUCUCACUCAGUCCUCAAGUUGCUGGAUAAGCCAAUGAAGUUUGAGCCCUGUUGUCUGAUGUCCCCACCUCCUCCUCCACUCUUCUCACCACGCCCACCUCAGCUCUGGAAGCAGGGCAAACCUGAUGGUGACAGCGUGCUCGUGCCGGCAGUGUUUCGAGGAGAGGCGCAGCAAAAUGAACUUCCGCUGAUACCGAGGUGCCCAGCUGGGUCACCGGGACCCCGUGGCCCAGAGGGUGACAGUGGCUUGCCUGGCAUACGGGGACCAAAAGGGGAAAAGGGAGAAAUUGGACGUCCAGGGUCAAAGGGACGUACUGGAGCGCCGGGUCUUCCAGGGAAACAAGGACUUCCAGGAUGGCCUGGUCCACAGGGACCCGUGGGUGAAAAAGGAGACCCAGGACUCAUGGGACUACCAGGACUGAGGGGACCCCCAGGACGGAAGGUAAGCACCCAAUUUGCUUUUUUAAAAUUGAUGAUUCAUUAUUAUAUUUCUCUUUUCUCAAAGGGUAUGCCUGGUUACAGAGGAGAGAAGGGGGAUAGUGGAAGCCCAGGAAUAGCAGGAUCAAAAGGUGAUAAAGGCACCACUGGUUUGCCUGGAAUGCUCGGUCAGAAGGGUGAACAAGGACCAAAGGGAGAGACAGGGGUCCCAGGCAAAAGAGGACCCACUGGGCGACCUGGGAAGAGAGGCAAACAGGGAGAAAAGGGAGAAACUGGAGCAUCAGGACUUAUGGGCAAACCUGGUCCCCUUGGUCCAAAUGGCCCACCCGGUCCACCCGGUCCACCAGCCGCUGGUCUCUAUCUAGCAGGGGAAAAGGGUGAGAAGGGUCUUCCUGGCCCACCUGGUCGCUGUGAGUGUGACACUUUUCUAUUAGCGAACAAUGCUCCUUCUGGAAGCUACACACAGGAGGAGAUCCCCAACCAAGUCCCCGCCAUAUUUGUGGUGAGAAACGAGGAGGAGCUGGGCCGUCUACAUCUGGAUCAUGCGAUAGCAUUCAGGAAGGAUCAGAAGGCACUCUACUUUCGAGAUAAAGAUGGAUGGAAGCCCAUACAGCCCUUCCAGCAAUUCCAGUCUACUGAGAAAGUACCAGACAGAGUCGGUGUGUGCGGAGAUGGGAAGGUGCAGCCACAGGAUGGAGAGGAAUGUGACGAUGGAAACCAAAUUGUCACCGACUCUUGUCUGAACUGCAAAUGGGCCUAUUGUGGAGAUGGUUAUCGACAUGAAGGCAUGGAGGAGUGUGAUGGAAAAGACUUUGGCUAUCAGACAUGCAAAUCCUAUCUUCCUGGAUCCUUCGGACAGCUCAGAUGCACCGAGUCCUGCGUCAUCGAUUCCACCGGCUGCAAAUACUUCACCUGAGCUGGACACACGGUGCAAACUUUGUUUUCAUCAUUCAAGAGGAAUUCUACUUCAGAUUUCACUUGAAGUCUCACCUCAUGUCCCUGAAUAUUACUUGAUGGACUGAGAGAGCACCAACAGGAGUCUCCUCUGCUCUGUGCCAUGACAUGAAGAAUGGGAGUCAGCUAUUGGAUCAGCUGUUGAUUAUUUUGUUGGCCUCGGGGAUCUGCCACACACGCUAUGGUGGGAAACACUUCAAUGAUUGUAUGAAAUUAUUUGCUGACUGUUAUUACAGACAUAGGCUGAGCAUCUUUGAUAACGAGAGAGAGAAAAUGCCUUUUCCAAAGGACUAUAAUAUUGCUACUACAGUAUGCAGAAUGCUUUAAUCAUGUGCAAUACAUUAGACAUCAUAUAUUUAUAAGGUGAAAUAUUGUGUUAUUGCAUGGAAAUGUGUUCCAUCCGAGCUGUAAAUAGAGUAGCCAAAGUAUUAACCUUUUGAAAUGAAUGUCUAAAUAUUUGAUAACGCAAAAGAGCAAAACAGUAGCAUGACAAAACACAUUGUCACACACACACGCACACACACAUUAACCCGUCCAUACUGAUCACUUUCCAUGCACGUAGUAUAUUCCAGGUCAAUUUUGACCCGGGGCAAGAAUAUCAUUAUAAUAAUUGUCUAUAUCAAAUGAUGACCUAUGGAUAUUGUCAAUGUGUAUUAAU